Messenger RNA from Salmo salar (Atlantic salmon), 1002 nucleotides. Its product is annotated as pro-opiomelanocortin A2. The record is from RefSeq and is marked provisional. Gene Ontology annotation, molecular function: neuropeptide hormone activity. Gene Ontology annotation, cellular component: extracellular region. Lineage: Eukaryota; Metazoa; Chordata; Actinopteri; Salmoniformes; Salmonidae. Gene Ontology annotation, biological process: neuropeptide signaling pathway.
AUAGACUGGUUGGAGGAAAGAAGAGAGAGAAGAGAGAGAGAAGAGCGAGAGAAGAGAGAGAGAAGAGCGAGAGAAGAUAGAGAAGAAAGAGAGAAGAUUUGGCGACAGGCGAAGAUGCUGUGUCCUGCGUGGUUAUUGGCUGUGGCCGUGGUGGGCGUGGUCAGAGGGGUGAAAGGUCAGUGCUGGGAGAACCCUCGCUGUCAUGACCUCAGCUCUGAAAACAACAUCCUGGAGUGUAUCCAGCUCUGUCGUUCUGACCUCACCGCCAAAUCUCCCAUCUUCCCCGUCAAGGUGCAUCUCCAACCCCCGUCCCCCUCCGACUCUGACUCUCCUCCCCCCUACUUACCUCUGUCCCUCCUUUCCACAUCCUCCCCCCUGUACCCCUUGGAGCAGCAGAAUAGUGUGUCCCCCCAGGCCAAGCGUUCCUACUCCAUGGAACACUUCCGCUGGGGAAAGCCUGUGGGCCGUAAGCGCCGGCCGGUGAAGGUCUACACCAACGGUGUGGAGGAGGAGUCCUCCGAGGCCUUUCCCAGCGAGAUGAGACGAGAGCUGGGCACCGAUGACGCCAUGUACCCCUCCCUGGAGGCUGGGACUGCGGAGGGGGGCGAGGCAGAGGGCCUGGGGGGAGUGUUUAGUCUUCAGGAGAAGAAAGACGGCUCGUAUAAGAUGAACCACUUCCGCUGGAGCGGACCGCCCACCAGUAAGCGCUACGGAGGGUUCAUGAAGAGCUGGGACGAGCGCAGUCAGAAACCACUGCUCACACUGUUCAAAAAUGUCAUCAUCAAAGAUGGACAGCAGAAGAGAGAGCAGUGAGGGAGGGAGGGAAGAAAAAGGAGGGAGGAAGGGGGAAGAAAAGAGGGCAUUGAGGGAAAGGAAAUACAAUUUCCAGGGUUGAGGAAGGAAGAGAAAGUCACUGUAGGACUUAGAGCCAGUUAGCUCUCAUUUGAUUUGCCAUUAGGAGACAGAGAUGUUUUGUGAUUGGCUAAAAGCACUGUCCUCUGA